AUGUCAACUUUACUAUUUAAAAAUGAUUCUGCUGUGAUAAAAUAUAUUAAAACGGCAACAAGCCAUAAAAACUAUGGACCUACUCCAGAACAUUACAAAAAUAUUUGUAGACUUACUCAUCAAUAUGAAUGUGGAUUAGUUUGUGACACUCUCUUACACCGAUUAGGUGAUGAUGGCAAGUAUUGGAGACAUAUUUAUAAGUCAUUAUUAUUAAUUUAUUACAUAAUAAUUAAUGGAACACCAGAGGCUGUUGAAAGAUUCAAAAGAAGGCAAAUUGAAAUUAAAACACUCCAUUCAUUCCAAAAAAUAAAAGAAUCAACUGGACAAGACGUUGGAAUUAAUGUUAGAGAACGUUCAAAAGCUAUUACUGAUUUACUUAGUGAUGAUGAGGCGCUUGAGGCUAAAAGGAAUAUGUCCGAAAAAGAAAAGCAAAACAUAUUUGGAGAAGCAUAUUCAUCUGAUUACAAAACGUCUAUGACAGAGACCCAUGAAACUAGAAAGAAAGUUGAACUAAAAUCAAUUGUUCUUAAAGAAGAUUUAUCUGGUGAAUCAGAAAGUUCUUCAGAAACAUUAGAUAAACCAGAAGUAUCUCCUCGUUAUCAACAAACACAUGAAAAUGUAUUUGAUAUGUUAGAACAACCUCGUAAUUACAAUACAACUACUAACCCUGAGCAAAAUUUAACUAGUAGUAACCAAAGUUAUUCUAUGAAUAUUCAACAAAAGAGUAAUAUUACUUCUGAACAAAUAAAAACUGAACCAAUUUUAACUUCACAAACUAGUACUAAUCAAAAUUUAAAUGUUUUUGAUUUAUUAGGAGGUUGUAGUACUACUAAUCAACAACCUCAAAAUAUUCAACCUUAUCAACAACCUCAAAAUAUUCAACCUUAUCAACAACAACCAGUUGAUCCUUUUGUUUCAUUUGAUAGUUCUAAUGUUGCUACCCCAAUUAUCUUACCAACUCAACAACAACAACCUAAAUCUAACAAUGAAUUUGUUUUUAAUGAUUCAUCAUUAAACGAAAAGAAGAGUUGGAAGACGGGCAUUGAUAUUAACUCUCUUACAUUGGACUCUCUUCAAGUCAAGUCAAAAGAACAAAAACAAACCCAGCCUCAAGUUAGAAAAACAUUAGGACAACUCUAA
Messenger RNA from Entamoeba dispar SAW760, 1140 nucleotides. RefSeq names its product epsin-1, putative. Gene Ontology annotation, cellular component: endosome; clathrin vesicle coat; plasma membrane. NCBI's taxonomy places the organism in Eukaryota, Evosea, Mastigamoebida, Endamoebidae. The coding region runs from base 1 to 1140 and encodes 379 amino acids. Gene Ontology annotation, molecular function: phospholipid binding; clathrin binding. The record is from RefSeq and is a predicted model, not a curated record. The transcript has 3 exons. Gene Ontology annotation, biological process: endocytosis.